This is a messenger RNA of Aureococcus anophagefferens, 618 nucleotides long. RefSeq lists its product as hypothetical. Gene Ontology annotation, molecular function: kinase activity; ATP binding. The transcript has a single exon. The record is from RefSeq and is a predicted model, not a curated record. The annotation marks the transcript as partial. NCBI's taxonomy places the organism in Eukaryota, Pelagophyceae, Pelagomonadales, Pelagomonadaceae. Gene Ontology annotation, cellular component: cytoplasm.
GAGCCGCGGCCGCUCAUCAUCGGCGUCGCCGGCGGCACGGCGUCGGGCAAGACGGCGCUGACGGAGCGCGUCGUCGAGCAGCUCAACGGCGAGGACAUCGUGUCCAUCACGCAGGACUCGUUCUACCGGGACCUGAGCGACGGCCAGCUCGCGCGCGUCGCGGACAUCAACUUCGACGCGCCGGCCGCGUUCGACUUCGACCACUGCGUCGACGUCCUCGCGCGGCUCCGGCGGGGCGAGGCGGGCGUGCGCGUGCCGACCUACGACUUCGUCGCGAACGCGCGGCGGCCCGCGCGCGAGGACGUCGUCGUCGGCGGCGUGCCGCGCAUCGUCGUCUUCGAGGGCAUCCUGGCGCUCUGGGACGCGCGGCUCCGGGACCAGUUCGACAUCAAGAUCUUCGUCGACGCGGACCCGGACGUGCGCCUCGCGCGGCGCAUCAAGCGCGACAUCGCGUGCCGCGGCCGCGACCUCGACGGCGUCCUCGCGCAGUACAUGACCUUCGUGAAGCCCGCCUUCGACGAGUUCAUCCUCCCGACCAAGGCCCACGCCGACGUCGUCAUCCCCCGCGGCGCGGAGAACGCCGUCGCCAUCGACCUGCUCGUCCGCGGCAUCCGCGAG